This is a messenger RNA of Charadrius vociferus (killdeer), 980 nucleotides long. It is a transcript of the gene IL12B, whose product is annotated as interleukin 12B. Gene Ontology annotation, biological process: cytokine-mediated signaling pathway; immunoglobulin mediated immune response. Gene Ontology annotation, molecular function: protein binding; cytokine receptor activity. The record is from RefSeq and is a predicted model, not a curated record. Gene Ontology annotation, cellular component: external side of plasma membrane. The transcript is spliced from 6 exons. Lineage: Eukaryota; Metazoa; Chordata; Aves; Charadriiformes; Charadriidae.
AUGCAGUUUAGUUAUAUAUUUUUUCCCUAACUUUCAUUAUUUUCCUUUGCUGCCCUUCUGGAAGCGCAGUGGAAACUGAGGGAAAAUGUGUACGUCAUAGAAUCAGAGUGGGAUGAUGAGACACCAGCUAAAAGAGUGGAGCUCACCUGUAACACAUCUGAUGAAGCACUGCCAGUUUACUGGAAAAAGGACACUGAACUGAGAGGAACUGGAAAGACUCUGAUUGCCGAAGUGAAGGAGUUCCCAGAUGCUGGCAACUACACCUGUCUGACAGCUAAUACCCAUGAAAUUGUCAGCUAUGAUUUCUUCCUCAUAACUAAAAUAGACUCCAAUGGGCAAAUGAUAAGGUCAAUUCUGAAAAGCUUUAAAGAGCCAAACAGGACAUUUUUAAAAUGUGAAGCAAAGAACUACUCUGGAAUUUUCAUGUGUUCAUGGAUGACAGAAAAUGAGAGUCCAAAUGUGAAGUUCACAAUCAGAAGUCUAAAAGGCUCUCAAGGAGACAUAACCUGCAGCAGCCCUGUAGCUCACACUGAUAAAUCAGUGACAGAAUACACAGCCCAGUGCCAGAAAGAAAACUAUUGUCCAUUUGCUGAAGAGCACCAGCCAAUUGAGAUGUUCCUGGAGGUCAUUGACGAGGUGGAAUAUGAGAACUACACUAGCAGCUUCUUCAUCAGAGAUAUCAUAAAACCUGACCCACCCCAAUGUCAGUAUGUGGCCACAAAUGGAACAGUGACCUGGACGUAUCCCAGAACAUGGAGCACACCGAAGUCCUACUUCCCUUUGACUUUCAGGGUCAAAGUUGAAAGUACAAAGAAACACAAAAGCCAGGUCUACGAUGCUGAUGAGCAGUCUAUUCAGAUUCCAAUGACUGGGCCAAAAGACAAGAUCUUUGUGCAGGCCAGGGAUCGCUAUUACCACUCAUCCUGGAGUGAGUGGUCUUCACGUUGCAGGUAAGACUUAAGAACUUUCUACUGGAGAAG